Messenger RNA from Carassius carassius (crucian carp), 1350 nucleotides. It is a transcript of the gene rbp5, whose product is annotated as retinol binding protein 1a, cellular. NCBI's taxonomy places the organism in Eukaryota, Metazoa, Chordata, Actinopteri, Cypriniformes, Cyprinidae. The record is from RefSeq and is a predicted model, not a curated record. Gene Ontology annotation, molecular function: fatty acid binding. Gene Ontology annotation, biological process: fatty acid transport. Bases 338 to 754 code for a protein of 138 amino acids. Gene Ontology annotation, cellular component: cytosol; nucleus. The transcript has 4 exons.
UUGUUUGGGAGGAGUCACAGCCGCUUUUGGGUCUUCUUUACAAAGGAUGAACCGGAGCUAGGUCUGGGAACACUGUGUAACGCAACAUCACGGGAUAAAUUCAAGGAAACACUGACCACGGAUUCUGCUCGGUGUCCUCACUUCGCGUGCUGUUAGUAGGAAACGUUAUAAUCAGUCGUUAGAAUUUAAUCAAAUUAACUAGCGUACAAUGCGAUAGUGCUGCCUAGAGACUCGGAUAGAGAUCCAGACAGAUAACCAGAGGGAGAAGCAAGCCCACGGUGCACAGAUCACACAAAGUUUAGUUGGAUUCGUGUCGAACAAAAAACAAACGGAGAAGAUGUCCAAACCUAAUUAUACUGGCAUUUACAACAUGGUUUCCCAGGAAAAUUUUGAAGAAUAUCUCGCGGCUUUGGAUAUUAAUUAUGCAUUAAGGAAAGUGGUCUGCAUUCUGAAACCCAGCAAACAUAUUGAGCAUGAUGUGAACACGGGCAAAAUGACGAUUAAGACCGUCACCACCUUUAGGAACUUUGACAUGGACUUCACUUUGGGACAGGAGUUCACUGAGGACCUGGGACCAGUCGAUGGGCGAAAGUGCCAGACCACAGUGAACUGGGACGAUGAUAAAUUGGUCUGUGUGCAGCGAGGAGAGAAAGAUGGCAGAGGCUGGACACACUGGCUAGAAGGAAACCUCCUCCAUUUGGAGAUGAGGGUUCAGGGUGUCACUGCCAAGCAAGUCUUUAAGAAGGCUGAGUGAAGAUGGAGAAAAGUGAGAGAGAGAAAAUAAAGGGGCCAUUUGCUGGGGGGUUUGUGAGCUCAGGGUUCAGAAAGAGGCCAUAUCACAACAGUGAUUUGUCUCUGAGCCACAACAAAUAGUGUUUUAAUGGAGACUACAAAUGAGGAAAUUGGUUCACUUUCUAUAAAAUUCUAUCAGCAUUUACAGCACAGUUUACCCUUCACGGCUGCAGUCAAACCAAAACACAAAGUUCAAAUGAGAUCACAACAAUAGAGCCCUGUUGCCCUCUGUGAACAUUCAGGAGUGGUACUGUAAUAUAUGGAUUCAUGGCACCCUAAUACUGUAUUAUGCAGAUAUGUUUACAGUAAGCAAAAGUAAUGUUUAAAUGAGCCAGUGGUUUAGCUGGUCAAGUACAACUUGGAAUUCUUUAUUGCUAAAUUACAUUUAAUUUCUAGUGUCCAUCCAAUAAUGGAUUUGUUUUAAUCUGUGUGAUAGGAUUUUGAUUAAUAGCAAUAGACAAACUAAAAAUGUCUACAAAUUCUGAAACAUGUGGUCUGAAAUGAGUCAUGUAGUUUUAUUUGUCCACUGUAGAAUAUAACAUUUGUAUUACCAUAAUA